Xyrauchen texanus (razorback sucker) is the source of this 3819-nucleotide messenger RNA. Its product is annotated as protein ENL-like. The transcript is spliced from 12 exons. Gene Ontology annotation, biological process: regulation of DNA-templated transcription. Gene Ontology annotation, cellular component: super elongation complex. The coding region runs from base 83 to 1807 and encodes 574 amino acids. The record is from RefSeq and is a predicted model, not a curated record. Lineage: Eukaryota; Metazoa; Chordata; Actinopteri; Cypriniformes; Catostomidae.
CUUCAGUGUAUCAGCGAGGAUGUCCGCUCAAUCUACUUCAACGCUUCUGUAAAUAAACGGAACAACCGAAACAUAGGCAACAAUGGAAAACAUGUGCACUGUGCAGGUGAAACUGGAGCUAGGGCACAGAGCCCAGUUAAGGAAGAAGGUCACCACCGAGGGCUUCACACACGACUGGAUGGUGUUUGUUCGAGGCCCAGAGACAUGUGACAUCCAGCACUUUGUGGAGAGAGUUGUCUUCCGCCUUCACGACAGCUUCCCAAAACCUAAAAGAGUUUGUAAAGAGCCUCCAUAUAAAGUUGAAGAGUCAGGCUAUGCUGGCUUCCUCAUGCCCAUAGAGGUUUACUUCAAAAACAAGGAGGAACCUAAAAAGGUGUGUUUUAAUUAUGACCUUUUCUUGAACCUGGAAGGCAACCCACCAGUCAAUCAUCUGCGGUGCGAGAAGCUCACGUUUAACAACCCCACACAUGAGUUUCGACGUAAACUGGUCAAGGCUGGUGGGGUUAUAGUUGUUCCUGAGGGAGCAGAGAUAAUGCCAAAGCCCAGUCCAGAUUAUCCAAUGCUGCCAACUAUUCCACUAUCCGCCUUCUCUGACCCCAAGAAGAUCAAGUCCUCCCAUGCAGUAAAGGAAGCCAGUAAAGAUGGAGGAAGUGGAAACAGCAAAGUGCUCAAAGCCCAUAAGGCAACCAAAGAGCAUCGAGAGCGCACACGAAAGGACUCUGAGAGCAAGGCUACAUCCAAAGAGAGCGACCGUGAGGGCAGCAAGUCCAACCGAGACCAAACUCAAUCCUCUGUUUCAAAGAAAGCCCCAGAGGGCAGAGGAAAAGAUGAGGGGAAAACUGUGCCCAAAGCAGCCUUCAAAGAGCCUAAACUAACAGUAAGAGAGUCCAAGAUGGAUGGGAUGUCUCCAAAAGUUGGAGGAGCAGUAACGGGCGGAGGGAGUCAGAUGGACACUAGAACCCCAAGCAAGCGGCCCGCAUCCACCACCGACUCUCCGAAGCUAAGCACCAAGAAACAGAAGAGGGUGGGCUCAGAGGGUAUGAAGGCGCCUGCCAGUGGGGUCUACAACAGUAAUUCCCCCCGUAUCACCUCAACAACACCCUCUAAUUACCCAGAGAAAAAAACUUCUAAAGAUAAAGGCCACUGGCCCAAGAUGAAACCAGAGGCGCAAGAAGUGAAAAGGCAGCCAGACUCUGAUGAGUCCAACUCUGAGGAUGAAGCCUCUUCAAAAUCUGAGCAGUCGGCUCCAUCCAGUCCAUCUAGUUCCAGCUCCAGUUCCAGCUCUGACUCUGACUUUGAGCCCUCCCAGAAACAAGGCCAAGGGACGCUCCGUACUAUGGUAGAGGAUAUGCACUCUGAAGGAUCUGAUGAUGACAGCAGCUCAGAGGUUGAGAUGCCCAUGAAGACAACUCCAACCAAUCAGGACUUUCGAUUAAGCAUGGAUAGUGAGAGUGAUGGAAAUGAGGAGUCUCGUCCUCCCAGCCAAGAAGCCCCUUCACCUCCACCCAAACUCAGCUCAGCAAACCUCAAGAUGUUAGGGAAAAAGAGCCCAGACUCUUGCACCCGUGAGAAGAUGCUGAAGAGGGGAUACGACAAGGUAGGAAGGGCUUAUACAGAGGAGCUUGUUGACCUUCACCGCAGGCUGAUGGCUCUGAGAGAGAGAAAUAUUUUACAGCAGAUCGUAAACCUUAUAGAAAAGACUGGCCAUUUCAAUAUCACCAAUACAACCUUUGACUUUGACCUGUUUUCCUUGGAUGAGUCAACAGUACGUAAACUUCAGAGCUACCUGGAAGCCACGUCUACGUGACACAAGGAUAGGUCUUCGUCAGUCAGUGAGAGAAAGGCUUCCAAACUUACUGGGGGAAGAGGGAAAUAUAUUGAAAGCAACAUAUAAAUGCACAGGAAACAAUACAAAUAAAAACUUUAUACUGUACUGAAAAAAGCAAACAAAAGGACCAGGGACAUAAAGGGGCGGUAUUCAGGGUUUAUUGAAUAUAAAAACAGCACUGCUUAUUGCACUAAACUUAAAGAAACAGACUGUUGGCACAAUACUGUCCAAAAUGAGAAAGAUCUCGCCAUUGGCACCAUGGAUGGGAUACCUUAUUACACGUAGGUACAUUUGAAGACUGGUUUUGCACCGAAGCUAUAACACCAGUGUAAUGGAUCCCUUGCUCGUGCCUGGAAGGGCCUUCUUAUGCAAUGUCUGAAGGACUGUCCCUUCACUAACCUGUUACUCCUCUGCUCCAUGUAUGUAAACCACUCAGCACAGUGUGGUUCAGUGGAAGAAGCCCAACAAGAUCAAACGUCAUUGGUAUACUGUUUAUAUCCACAUAGCCUUGUAGCCCCAUGUGUUGGAAUAAGUACAUACUCUCAAGCUUUUGGUGAUAGAUGCUCCCACAGAUCAGCUAAUGGGGAAAAACUAUAUGCCUUUGUAGUGCCUUUUUUUAAAUAUCAUGUUAAUUAUAGGGAUGUCCCGAUACCGAUACAGGUAUCGGAAUAGGGACCGAUUCCGCACUUGUGUACUUGUACUCAUGUUCAAAUAAAUGCUCUGAUACCAGAAACCGAUACCGCCUGACGUAUGAAUGUCAUUACAUAAACAUUCAGCACAAAUUAUAAUCAUGCUAUGUCCUAGUGAGAUUACUUAAUCGCAAUAGCUGCGAUUUAAUGAUCUAAAUAUAUCGUUUUCAUGUGGUGCGUGCUUCAAAUGUGAAUGCUUGUGAAUGUGCCGAGCCGUUGUUGUGCAAACAUAAAUACACAAAGUGCUUAUCACUUCUAGAGCUCCUUAGCUCAGACAUAGAAAAUGGCAUCAUGAGCAUUGCGCACACUGUUUGUAACAGAUGACAGCAAGCAGAGGGCUAAUUCACUUUGUAGCAUGAGGCACAUACAGACUACAUAUUUAUUCAAUUAAAUAGCUGCCUUUCGCAGAUUAAUAAUCACUUUGAGUCACCUAGUGACCAGCUUUUCUGAUUUGAGAAGCUACCAUCAUAACAACACAAAAAUACUUCAAAAUAAAAGCUCAAUUUAAAGGGGAAAAAUAUGACAGAAAUAGAUCACUACUGUAUAUUUAUGUAUUAUUCACUGUAAUACUACUACUCCUCCUCCUCCUACUACUACUACUACUAAUAAUAAUAAUAAUAAAUCAAAAGUAAUUGUAUUAUAUUUAAUCUGUGAUGCAGCACUUCAUUUCACAAAAAUAAAUCCAAUGUUGUAUUUUGGAUUGUGCUGUGAGGUUCUGUAGUAAAGCACUUAAUUUAAUAAAAAUAAUACAAUAUUAUGUUGAAAAUGAAUUGUUAUACUUUCAUUUGAUUACAUUUUUAAUUGAUGAAUUUAUUUAAACACCAUUUUGAUGAUAAAAUUGAAAUAAACUGUUGAUAUGAAAUUCAGAAAAAAAUGGUAUCGGGACAUCCCUAGUUAAUCAUAAUUGUUAGUGAGUCUCUCGACUUAGAAAUGCCUGAAAUUGACAUUCGAAGCCCUUUUCAACACCUGUCCAGAGAGAACAGAUUACGAGAGAUCCGUUUUGCAUGUUUGAUUUUAGAAAGGUCUUAAUUCCCAUUUGUUUCUUGAUGGUCAGCAACAAUUUGUUAAGCAUUUAAGGUUCUAGUUUAUUUAAGUAACUGCACUUUUUUUCUGGUCACUUCAGUGCUUCGUAAUUAUCUGAUAACUAUAUUUAUGAUUAUUUUCUCUCUCUUUUUUUACUUGCAAAAAUUUACAGAUUUUUGUCAAUUUUUUAAAUGCAUCUAUUGAAGUCAUAUUGAUGAUUCAGUCACUUGAGAGAAUAUGCACACAUAAUGAAGGGGGAAGUUUUUGUCUGUUUUCCAA